AUGGGUACUCCAUCCUCAUUACCCACAAACCCUAACCCCAGCCCCAGUCCGCCACUACCUCAGUCCCCACCACCACAAACGCCGCCAUUACCACAAUCACCACCACCUCAGUCACCGCCCCCGCCCCCAAGCCAAAUACCACCUCUCAUUCCGCCGACUCCCCUCUCGCCGCAAUCCGAGCCGCCAAAUGAAACACCAAUUACCGACACCCAUUCCCCAGAACCAACGCCUGACCCUGUUCCUACCCAAACAAAAACAAAAGGGAAAACAAAAAGGGCCGCAGGUAGACUCAAAGAAACCCCUGUCGGAAAAAGGAAACGAGUACCCUCUGUCCCUUUCGACUUAAACUCUCCACCUCAGUCCUCUGAACCAGUUAGCAAAAGGACUAGGUCUUCCUCGCAAACCCCAGCACCAGCGGUCCAAACACCAGUAACCCAGUCUCCCUUACAUUCUCCAGCACCUGCGUCAUCUGCAGAUACUAUAGAGGAGGUAAUUUCUCCAUUACCCUGGGCUUUUAGGGAUAUGGAUAUGAAAAAGGCCUAUGAGAAAUUGCUUUCUAAAACUAUUUUGGCAAACAAGGAACCAGUGUACAAGGAUCUAACCCUCGAAUUUUUGAGUUCCCUAAAGUUGAGUUUCAAACCAACAGUGCCUGAACAUAAAGAUAUGAUAUAUUUUCGAUGUGCUGGAAUUGAUAGGGAGUUAGACAUAGGUGCUUUGAAUGCCAUUUUUGGUUUUCAGGAUUCGGGGUAUAAAAACAUUGAGUGGCAGCAAACUGUUUAUGACCCUGUUCAAUUCUGGAAAGAUAUUGCACCAUUUGGAGUUUCUGGGGAAUCAUACAUAGACAGCACCAUGUUGCUGCAUAUGGAUGUUUGUGAGAAAAUAGGCCAUACAUAUACUCACAUUCUGACACCACGAUACCCUGACAUCAAAACCCCACCACUUUUGAAACUGAUGAACCACAACCAACCUCUACCCCUCACUUGUCAGGAGACAUGUUAUCCAUCUUAUAAUCCUUGGAAUCCAGGAUAA
Messenger RNA from Hevea brasiliensis (rubber tree), 1029 nucleotides. Its product is annotated as vegetative cell wall protein gp1-like. Bases 1 to 1029 code for a protein of 342 amino acids. The record is from RefSeq and is a predicted model, not a curated record. NCBI's taxonomy places the organism in Eukaryota, Viridiplantae, Streptophyta, Magnoliopsida, Malpighiales, Euphorbiaceae. The transcript has 3 exons.